AUGGACCCCAAAGUGCAAGCCCUUGAGGCUCGAAUUCGUGAACUCGAUAGAGCCCUGGACCACGAAAAGAAGCGCAGCAUGGAGUCGCACAAACAGAUUUGUCGCAGGGACCGACGCAUCAAAGAGCUCACGCUGGAGGCGGAAGAAUACAAACAGAAAGUCAAAGAUGUUCAAGUUACUGUGCAAGAUUUAGAGAAUGAGAUUCGCAUUUAUAAGAGGAGACUGGACGACUCGCAAGACAUCAGCCACCAAAAUGCGAACCGGUAUCGAAAAGCGCAACAAAAGUAUCAAGACGAAGUCAUCAAGAUUGAGCAGUACGAGGAAAAAGUCCGUCGACGGAGGGCUGAGCAGCAACAGACGCCCUUAUUCGUUCAAAUCUAA
Molecule: messenger RNA, 381 nt
Organism: Folsomia candida
Lineage: Eukaryota; Metazoa; Arthropoda; Collembola; Entomobryomorpha; Isotomidae
Product: myosin-7
Exons: 2
Coding region: 1-381 (126 amino acids)
Source: RefSeq, a predicted model, not a curated record